GGGGCCCCCAAGUCUCCGGGCUGCACAAAACCAGUGUCCAAGCCUCGCCUCCCACAGCUGCUCCCAGGCCUGCCAGCUCCUGGAGACGAGAUGAGAGGAUAGCUGGCCCCAGACAGGGCAGAGUCCGGCAGCCAGGACCCAGCAGGCGGCCCCGCAAAGUCAGCCCCUCCGCCGGCGAGCGGCUCCGCGUGACCCGGGGACACGUGACCCGCGCGGGGCGGGGCCGCCAGUACAGUUGCUGCAGCCGCCGCGGGAGGUGUCCGAGACAAGAUGAAGCUCAUCAUCCUGGACCAUUAUUCUCAGGCCAGCGAGUGGGCAGCCAAGUACAUCAGGAAUCGCAUCAUCCAGUUUAACCCGGGGCCAGACAAGUACUUCACCCUGGGACUUCCCACUGGGAGCACCCCAAUUGGCUGCUACAAGAAGCUCAUUGAGUACUAUAAGAAUGGCGACCUGUCCUUCAGAUACGUGAAGACCUUCAACAUGGAUGAGUACGUGGGCCUUCCUCAAGACCACCCAGAGAGUUACCACUCCUUCAUGUGGAACAACUUCUUCAAGCACAUUGACAUCCUCCCAGAAAACACCCACAUUCUGGAUGGGAAUGCACCUGACCUGCAGGCUGAGUGUGACGCCUUUGAAGAGAAGAUCAAAGCUGCAGGGGGGAUUGAGCUGUUUGUCGGAGGCAUCGGCCCUGAUGGACACAUUGCCUUCAAUGAGCCAGGCUCCAGUCUGGUGUCCAGGACCCGUGUGAAGACUCUGGCCAUGGACACCAUCCUGGCCAACGCUAGGUUCUUCGAUGGUGAUCUCACCAAGGUGCCCACCAUGGCGCUGACGGUGGGUGUGGGCACUCUCAUGGAUGCUAGAGAGGUAAUGAUCCUCAUCACAGGUGCGCACAAGGCGUUUGCUCUGUACAAGGCCAUCGAGGAGGGAGUGAGCCACAUGUGGACCGUAUCUGCCUUCCAGCAGCAUCCCCGCACAGUGUUUGUGUGUGACGAGGACGCCACCCUGGAGCUGAAAGUGAAAACCGUCAAGUAUUUCAAAGGUUUAAUGCUUGUUCAUAACAAGCUGGUGGACCCCUUGUACAGUAUCAAAGAGAAAGAAACAGAGAAAAACCCGUCUUCUGAGAAACCAUACGGUGAUUAGCCUGUGCUCAUCCUAGCGUCAAGGACCUCUGUAGGACAGGCAGAGCAAUUCUGGAAAUUGCCUUUAGGAGGACAGAAUUUUAUUUCUUUAACCCAGUAUGGUUACUCCGGAUAAACGGGUAUACUUAUUGUUCUUGGCUAUGCAGCAUGGAGCCUAGUCAUGAGAGUUUAGCUACAGGGAGAAGGAUGUGUUUUGCAACUUACUUUAAUCAGAAAAAAAGUCUCUGAAAAACGUACUCCAUAAUUUCAAUGUCUGCCCUACACAGAUUAAGGGUUUUUAGCUUUUGUUCUGCCUCUGGCACUGUUCUCAUGUACAACACACUCCCGUCAGGAAUUUCUAUCAUUACGUACAACAGUUCUCAGUUGGGGGUAGUGGGAGCCUGUGUGUAUUGGCUAAAACCUCUUUGGAGAGGCUUUGAAAGCCCCUCUUGAGUAGGCCUGCCUCUCAUUUGAGAAUCACUGUUCCAGAUUAAGGAACAAUCUCUCAGCCUUCUGUUCAGUUUUAAGUGCCGUAGAAAGAAAAUGAUUCCUUACUUUCUUUCCCUAGUUGUUUUUUUCCUGCUCUCACAGUUGGCCUUUCCAUGAACUCGGAGGACUCCUUGGGGGAGGAGGAGCUGGGUGGCUAGGGCAAAAGAGAAGGCUUUUGCGGAUAAACUCAGAGUCUCAAGGGGCCUAACCACGUCAAACUCCCCUCCCUCCGGGACCCUCUGGCACCUGGAGAAAGGCGGAAACCCUCUUCCCACCGGAGCCCCAUGUUUUUGUUCCAAGGUCUCACUGGGGUGACAGGAUCCUGCCUCAAUGUCAGUGUGUUCAGCUAAAGAGAUGGGGGCCAAGGCAACAGCUCAGUUAGGCCUAAGUUUAGUCACAACACGAGUGACAUGUUCUCCUGCUUCCCUGAGAGGUGAGUGCCAAGACGACAUACCAAAUGCUUCUGAAGUUGCCUAAUAAUAGCCUUUCCCCACUGAAAAUACCCUGCCCUUCCAACCCGCUCAGGUUCCGGUGGCCCGGUCUGAUGUUUCCAGAGCAUCAGGAAGUACAGCCCUUUUGCCCCUUUUAUCCUUCACCCUUGUUCACAAAGUGAGUUUAUUGCUCUGCCUUUUGACUCUCUUAAGCCUUCGUGGAGUGGAUGCUGCCUUCCCCUCCCUAUUUCCGUGCCUGUUUGAAGCUGCUGCUUCCUCUCUUUCUGGGAAAGAUCUUUCAGAGACUGGCUCAGGCCUCUCUUCAAGUGCUGUGUUUGGCACCAGUGUUUGGUCUUGAGCUUUUACACGUGAUUGUGCUGUCAUUCUGUCUUAGGCUAACGGAUCAGUGGACCUGUUUACAAUGUGAUAUUUUCUAUUAAAUCCAGUAUUUUCAAAUAAAA
Messenger RNA from Ailuropoda melanoleuca (giant panda), 2499 nucleotides. RefSeq names its product glucosamine-6-phosphate deaminase 1 (gene GNPDA1). The record is from RefSeq and is a predicted model, not a curated record. The transcript has 7 exons. Gene Ontology annotation, cellular component: cytoplasm. Gene Ontology annotation, biological process: carbohydrate metabolic process; N-acetylneuraminate catabolic process; N-acetylglucosamine catabolic process. Lineage: Eukaryota; Metazoa; Chordata; Mammalia; Carnivora; Ursidae. Gene Ontology annotation, molecular function: identical protein binding; glucosamine-6-phosphate deaminase activity. Bases 271 to 1140 code for a protein of 289 amino acids.